Caenorhabditis briggsae is the source of this 87-nucleotide messenger RNA. The coding region runs from base 1 to 87 and encodes 28 amino acids. The record is from RefSeq and is a predicted model, not a curated record. The transcript has a single exon. Lineage: Eukaryota; Metazoa; Nematoda; Chromadorea; Rhabditida; Rhabditidae.
AUGAUCUCUGACUUUUCAUUGUUUCCGGAGCGUUCAAGAAAUCUGAAGAAUUUGAAAAAAUUCGAGUCUAGUUUGGUGAUAAGAUAG